AUGAAACAUCUGGAAAUAGAUUACCACUUUGUCAGAGAGAAAGUUAUCCGAGGUGAUUUGCUUGUUCAACAUGUAUCUUCUGCAGACCAGUUUGUUGACAUUCUCACUAAGGGUCUUUCUACCCAUCUGUUCCAGCAACAUUGUUCCAAUCUUAUGCUUGGCUCCUCUAAGCAUGCGAUUGAGGGGGAAUGUAAAGAUAUCAAUGGUCCUAGUGCUGCCACAUGUCAGAAGAUUAAAGAGUAA
Prunus armeniaca (apricot) is the source of this 243-nucleotide messenger RNA. The record is from the annotation of a GenBank genome assembly. Lineage: Eukaryota; Viridiplantae; Streptophyta; Magnoliopsida; Rosales; Rosaceae.